AUGGAGCAAGGCGGACAGCGUGAGGCCGUGCAGGUCCAGCACCCCUCUGUGUUCGCAUUCGGCCUGCCCGUCUCCAGGGCAGCACGCAGAACGCCGGAAGGAGCGCAGGGCGCUGAUUGGCUGAGCAUUUCGGUUCCCAUUGGCUGGGGCCUGGAAGUGAAGCCGCUAGGCACCUCCCUCAACUCCAACGGCCUCGCGCCCAGCAGUUCAGGUGGACGUGACGACAUCAUCCGGUUUCCUGAAAAUGAGAAGGUUGGACUAGAUGAUCUCAAAGAUCCCCCAGCUCUAGGAUUCUUAAAUUACAGAACUGGUAUUUCGCCGGGGACUUCUCCAGGCCCCGCGCGGGUAAAGGCGCAGGAGCGGGUCACCUGCCGGCGAGGUAGGAGGGGCGCGGCUCUGGGCCGCUGGGCCGCGCUCCGCCCGGCGGGCGUCCUGGAGGUGGCGGUGCGGGCCGGCAGGCGGGGCCGGGGGAAGGGGAGGGCUCGGCGAGCGUCGGGCGGUGACGGCAGCGCGGAGGGGAGGUGCGAAGCGCCCGCCCGCCGAGAGCCAUGGCGAGAGGCCGCGCCGCGGCGCCCGCGUCCGUGCCCCGGUCCACAGCAGCGCCCCCGCCCGCCGCCCCGGGGCCCACCCGGCCGCCGCCCCCGCUCACCCAGAGCCCCUGACGGCCGCGCGCUACGAGCGAGACGCCGCCGGGGAGCGGCCGCGCGCGGGAGGGCGGCGCGGGAGGGAGCGCUGGGGUGCCCGAGCGCCCCGACGAACCCCGCGUCCGGAACCUCGGACCCCGAGCCCGGGAGCGCAGAGUCGGCGGGCGGGCAGCAGAAGGAGGAGGAGGCGCCCCAGGCGAGCCAGUCGCGUGCGCCCCGGUGCCGCCCGGCCGGCUGCUGCGGAGGGAACCGGAGCCGCCGGGCGGCCGGGACUCGGCCGAGGACAACGAAGAGGAGGCGGCCAGGAGAGCCGAGCGCCCGGGUAGCCCCGCGCCGGAGGCCGCCGGGAUCGCGCCUGCUACGGGGCCGCGCUUCGUGCGCCUCUCGAGGAUUCCCCGUGAGGAGCCGCUGCUGGUGUGCCAGACCUCCUGGGGGCCGUCUGCCCGACUGCCCCUGACUCCGGCAGCGGGGUCCCCGAUGGCAGUGGGCGCCUCCCCGUGAAACCUGCCAAGCUGGAC
Messenger RNA from Balaenoptera musculus (blue whale), 1162 nucleotides. RefSeq names its product translation initiation factor IF-2-like. Bases 1 to 1101 code for a protein of 366 amino acids. Lineage: Eukaryota; Metazoa; Chordata; Mammalia; Artiodactyla; Balaenopteridae. The record is from RefSeq and is a predicted model, not a curated record. The transcript is spliced from 5 exons.